This is a messenger RNA of Paramormyrops kingsleyae, 647 nucleotides long. NCBI's taxonomy places the organism in Eukaryota, Metazoa, Chordata, Actinopteri, Osteoglossiformes, Mormyridae. The record is from RefSeq and is a predicted model, not a curated record.
CAUGAUUACAAAAAUAAUAAUGUAUAAUAAAAGUCUCCUCUACCUAGCUACCGUGGGAAAAUACUGUAGAGGGAGAUGACGUCAUUGUGACAGGGAAAUGGCUGAUGCUGGAAGCUGUGCCCUGGCGCAUCGUAUAGCCGGAAGGAGCGCACGUUUGUUGUAGGUUUCCUCUUCCAGAAAACACGUUCAAUAUGAUGCAUUAACCAGGCUGUCAUCAUAGCAUGAAGGCCCUGCUAUGGUGAAAUGUGGCAGCGAUGACUGAUGUUGAAUCAACAUAUGCAGACUUCAUAGCCUCAGGAAGAACUGGGCGACGGAACGCACUACACAACAUCCUGGGGAACUCCAGCGAUCUGGACUCCAGAGAAUUGUCCCUGAAGUUAACAGAGCUUGAGAUCAAUAAAGCAAGUGAGUCCUUCGUCAUUUCUGUCACAUUGGGGCUCACAAUUCAAUAAAGGCAGUUCAUUCAAACCUUCCCUCCAUUUUCAUUUGUCUCAUUUUAGAGUAAAUUCCCUAAAUGUAAAUCAAAAGUCAUAUUUUAAGAUAUGAUAAAUCAGCUUUCUAGCCAGAAAUGAUCAUGUCAUGUGAUUUUGGUAGGUUGAUUGGAGUUACCAAAUUGCCCAAAGGUGUGCAUGUGUGAGUGAAUGUGG